Aegilops tauschii subsp. strangulata is the source of this 1174-nucleotide messenger RNA. RefSeq lists its product as uncharacterized. NCBI's taxonomy places the organism in Eukaryota, Viridiplantae, Streptophyta, Magnoliopsida, Poales, Poaceae. The record is from RefSeq and is a predicted model, not a curated record. Gene Ontology annotation, molecular function: zinc ion binding.
AUGGUUCUGGAGGACGAGAGCAGCGAUGACAACUCAAGCCUCCCGUACAUGUACUCUGAAACCUCCACCGAUGGGCUGAACCAGGAUUUCGUCGAUGUUGUGAGGAUUUCGUUUGAUUUGUUGUGUCCUCGUGCUGUGCUUUUGACUGUGCAGGUGCCUUUCUCACUUGAGGACCCGGAUUACAAGGGCCUUGAGCUAGAUCUGAAGGCGUUCUGCGAGAAGCAUGGGAAGCCAUCAGAGAGGCUUGUUGCGUUUGAAGGAACAAUGACUGGGAGAAGGUUCUUAGCAUGUGCAGAGCCGGAAGGUCAGAAUUGUGGGUUUGUUCAGUGGGUUGAUGAGCAGUGGCCCCCAACAAUGGAGAAUGCAUUGCUGAAGCUUUGGUCAAUGGUUGAAGAAAGCAAGUCUGCUAGGGUGAAUGAUAAUCUUCAAAGUGCUUUAACUAUUCAUCAUUUGACAGAAGAAAAGAACAAGCUAGAUGCAGACUAUGACAAGUUAGUGAAAGAUGUGCAUCAACUUGUGGACUUUCAGCAGGAUAGGGUUGUGGAUUUCAGUUAUCUGCAGUCUGCUGUCACAUAUCAGCACCAAUGCAGAACUGAAUUGGUGGCUGGUAUGAAGGCAGAAAUGGCAAAGAAAGAUGCAGCUACAGAGAAGCUUCAACAGAAGUAUGAACUCCUGUGCAACCUGACAAGUGCUCAAGCAACUGUCAUCCAAAACCAGAAGUUGAAGAAUAUGAAAGAGAAGGAAUUGCUGAGUGAGGCUAGGAUGAAUUUGGAGUUGAAGAAUGCAGAGUUCACAAAGUUUGAGGAGAAGCUCACCCAAGAGAAGCUAGAGUUGAAGUUCCAGGUUGCUGAUCUGCUGAAGCUCAAGGAAAACCAUAAUGAAGAGAAGCAGAUGCAAGAGUUUAAGAUUACUGAGCUCAUGAAGGCAGAGGAGAAGCUGAAGGAGAAGAUCAAGGGGAUCCAGGCCAUCUUGCAGAACUGAACAAGAUGAAUUGAGAUUAGUGGGCAUUGCAGACCUUUUGGGAAGGAUGGCUGUGCAAUGACCUAGUAACUUAGAAUUAUGGUUGUGUAAUGUAUGGUUCUAGUACUAAUUGUGAACUCUGGCUGUUUAUGUACCUAGUAGUUAUGCUAUUCAUCCUUUUGUGAGAAAAGGAUGGAUUGUGCAUUUGAACUCC